This is a messenger RNA of Jatropha curcas, 2221 nucleotides long. RefSeq names its product DNA polymerase epsilon subunit B2 (gene DPB2). Gene Ontology annotation, cellular component: epsilon DNA polymerase complex. NCBI's taxonomy places the organism in Eukaryota, Viridiplantae, Streptophyta, Magnoliopsida, Malpighiales, Euphorbiaceae. The record is from RefSeq and is a predicted model, not a curated record. Gene Ontology annotation, molecular function: DNA binding. Gene Ontology annotation, biological process: DNA-templated DNA replication; error-prone translesion synthesis.
GAAGGGAAAAAAGAAGAGAAAAAUAUACCCGCUUGCAAUAAACUCUGCAGAAGAGAGAAAAAGAGAGGGAACUCAAAAACGCUUGACUAUAGGAGACACUGGCAAAGUUGGGGUGAGGAGGAACACAAAGGCAAGCGAAAAAGCUCUUCUACUCCUAAGAUCCGUUUUGGUGUAUACACCCAGCAAUUAAGGAAGAAAAAUAAAUUUUAACACACUGUUUUGUGUAUCAGAAGUUUUUGAUUGGCUCUUCCUUAUGUCCAGAUGUACCCGUUGUGCUGUAAUAUGCAUCUGCACUUUUGACGACUAGAAAAUGAAUGCCUCAGUGGUGAGGAAAAAGAUACAAAAGAAAUUCAAGAUUAGAGGAUAUACACUAAAAGUGGAUGCUCUUGAAGAGAUACUGUCCUUCGUCAGCCGGUUCCAAGAAGCUGAAGAUGAGGCCAUCGAUCUCCUCCUGGACCAUCUUCAAUAUGAAUCACAGAAAGUGGGAGUGAAAUCUUCCAUAAUUGACAAGGAGCCUAUACAUCGUCUUGUAAGUGGUUUAUUGGAAGCUGAUGAUGCAGUUGAGCAAGGCCCAAGUGACAAUGUUUCUUCUCAUUCUGCUAUUCGUGUGAUUGAUGCCUUCUUAAUCCCCAAAUUUCACUUUGAUCCCAUCAAGAAGCAAUUUUAUCAGCAUACAGGGGGGCUAUCUAUUCAUGGUGAAUCUUCAGCAAAAGCUGCUCUCUACAAAGAUAGGUAUCUGUUGCUCUUCCAGAGAAUUUCUCGUGAUCAGCAUUUUUCCAAGCCUGCAUUCGACACAGGAAUGUCACAGUAUGGAAGCUGUGAGAUAGCUCCAAUUCAAUCUUUGGUUGGGCAAACAGGAAAACGUUGGGUCAUGGGUGUGAUAUCUCAGUUGGAGGAUGGUCAUUUCUACUUGGAGGAUCUUACUGCAUCAGUAGAAAUCAAUUUGACCAAAGCAAAAAUAACUACAGGGUUCUUAUCAGAAAAUACAAUAGUAGUUGCAGAAGGUGAGAUGCUCUUGGAUGGCAUUUUUCAGGUAUAUACGUGUGGCUUUCCUCCAUUAGAGGAAAGAGAUAAGUCAAUGAAAUUACUUGAGCAACAUGAUUUCUUUGGUGGCGGUAGUUUAACAAAAGAGGAGACUCUAAGACUUGCAGAGCUGGAAAAAGGAGCUGUUAAUGACAUGUUUGUCAUACUCUCAGACAUUUGGCUAGACAAUGAAGAGGCUAUGGGAAAGCUGGAGACAGUACUUGAUGGCUUUGAGGUUCAAGAAGUAGUUCCUUCCUUAUUUGUUUUCAUGGGAAAUUUUUGUUCUCAUCCAUGCAAUCUUUCCUUUCAUUCAUUUUCAAGUCUCAGGUUACAGUUCGAAAACCUAGGGAAAUUGAUUGCAGCACAUCCAAGGCUAAAAGAGCAUAGUCGGUUUCUCUUUAUUCCAGGUCCUGAUGAUGCAGGUCCAUCAACAGUUCUACCCCGCUGCUCUUUACCGAAGUAUCUAACUGAAGGGCUUCAGAAGCAUAUUCCAAACGCCAUAUUUUCAAGUAAUCCUUGCAGGGUCAAGUUCUAUACUCAAGAAAUCGUAUUUUUUCGCUAUGAUCUGCUGUAUAGGAUGCGUCGGUCAUGCUUGAUGCCUCCUUCUACAGAAGAAACUGCUGAUCCCUUUGAACAUCUGGUAGCUACCAUAACCCAUCAAAGUCAUCUCUGCCCACUGCCUCUUGUCGUUCAACCAAUUAUCUGGAAUUAUGAUCACAGUCUCCAUCUUUAUCCAUCUCCUCACACGAUUGUUUUAGGGGACAAAAGUGAGCAGAAAGCAUUCAAAUACACAGGAAUUACUUGCUUCAACCCUGGAUCCUUCUCAAAUGACAACACUUUUGUAGCAUAUCGUCCUUGCACUCAAGAAGUUGAGUUUUCAGCCUUGUGAGUAUAUCAGAAAAAUGAUUCGAAUGUUCUAAAUGGGAAGUUGGAAUUCUACCUUGGCUCCUAGUCAUUUAAGAGAAUGAUCCUGACUAGAGUUUCUAACUAGUUCUUGCUAAUUUACCCACCAAUCACUUGUGAUAUUUUCUAGGCAGUUGAUUACUUCGGUAAAAAUAUAGGUAGUAAAAUUUUUUUGGUAAAAAUAGUUUUGUUUAUUUGAUGAUAAAAUUAUCCUGUGCCAAUAUGUAUUUCCAAUCUUAUAUUCCUUUGUAAUGAACAUCAUUAGUGUAUUAAUAUAUAUUCAUGAUUUUUAUUA